CAACAUUACCCGUAGGCUAAUCAGCCAUUGAAAUAGUUGUUGAUAUUGGUUUGAUUGAGUGUUCGAUCUUCUUUCAUUGUGUUGAAAUUUCGUUGCUAAAAACUGAACAAUAAAUUAAAAACAAAACAAGUUUUAUUCAAUACCACGAGUUACAGUGCUUCGUUUAAGUAAAUUAUCAAAACGAUUAUGUUACUUUAAAAUAGAGAAAAAAGAACCUAAGAUCAAUUCAAUGUAAUUCAAAUAAUUUACUUGGUUGCCGAAUUUUUGUAUUCGCCUUCAUGUUGACUUUAUGCCACAAUUAUUUUCGUGUUACUAACAACAACAAAAACAGUAAAGAUGUGGUCCAACGCUUCAACAAGAGAAAGUUUGCGUUCGGCGUUUUUAUACUGUUGUUGGUCGUUGUAUUGUGGGUGGUAUCCUCAGAGAUGACAAAAUACUUGUACAUAGAGAAACACAUAGAAAGACCAUUCUUAGUUACCUAUGUAAGGAGUUCACUGCUGUUUAUUUACCUUUUAGUACUAUGUUUCACACCUCCGACCAGGGAUCCUUGUCAACCUGCUGACUACACUCAAUUAUUAGAAGCUACGGCUGAAACAGAUGAUGAAAACUAUUUUAAUGAAGCAACAAGCAGUCUUGGAGACUCUACCUUUGUACCUGUGCGAGCAGGAGAAACAACGGACAGUGAUGACGCAGCGCCAAGAGCUGUCCGAUUUAACAAAGUGGCUGAGGUGCGAGUAAUGUCAGCGGCAAUGGCCAGCGAAGCUCUACUGGCGCGGCUGUCGUGGGCGGCGUCAGUGCGGGCCACGGAGCACGCGCAGCGCCGGGCGGCGGCCGCGGCCACCAGGCGCCAUCUCAGGCUGGCGCUACUGUUCUGUGUACCUUGGUUCAUAUCAAACUACCUAUACCGGCUGAGCCUCCUCCACACGUCGUCUGGCUCCGCCACGAUAUACACGUCGACGGCGGGUGCGUUCGCUCUCUCCCUCGGCGCCAUAUUCGCACAAGUACCCAACGACCGGUUCACCUUGUCUAAAUGUAUUGCUGUCUUACUCACCGCAGCUGGACUGGUGGUAUUGGGUAUAGCAGAAAGUCAUCAAACAAAUUGGAUAGCAGUAUUAGCCGCACUUGGAUCAGCGCUGUGCUACGCAGUACAUCUGCUUCUAUUCAGACAAGCAUUAAGAAGCGGUGACGAUAUUAAUUCUUCUCUGCUUGUUGGUCUGGUGGGAUGUGCAUGCGGCUGCCUGACGUGGGUGGUUGGCGGCGUGCUGGCGGCCACAGGGGUUGAGCGCGCGGAACUGCCGCCGCCAAGGCAAUGGAGCUGGCUGUUGCUGGAUGCAGCCCUCGGACCUAUACUUAUUGACUCGCUGUGGCUCUGGGGCCGGUCGCUGACGUCCCCGGGCGCGGCGACGGGCAUGCUGGCGCUGGGCGUGCCGCUGUCGCUGUGCGCGGAGGCGUGGCGCGGCGAGGCGGCGGGCGGCGGCGGCGGCGGCGCGGGCGCGUGGCGCGCGCUGGGCGCCGCGCUGGCCGCCGCGGGCUGGGCCGCCGCCGCCGCGCAUCUGCCGCGCGACCACGCGCUGCUCACCUGCCUCACCGACCGACUGCGCGCCGCCGAGGGGUUCACAGUGAUAAGAAAUAUGCCCGAUUUGGACGAGCAGUCGGAGGCGCUGAUGUCAUCGGAGGAGCCUACGUAGCGCUACACCGCACACAACUCUUGCUACGAGAGGUACCACUACAAAGUCUGAGCUGUAGCUGCUACACUGCUACGCCGCAUGUACUAUAAGACACACGAGUUUGGUUGCCAAACUCGUUACUUCAACCAUUCCGUAUGGCAACUAUUUAUUAGUUUAUCUUAGGUUCAUCACAACACAUACGCUUCGCCCCGCGGUCGGGCCCGUAUGACUUGUACGUGUGAUCUAGAUCAAUUAUAUUUUCACUUACAAAGCUUGAUUACCGUAUUUAGAAUAAGUGAGUAUAAAGUUUAUAUUAUUUUAAACGGCGAACGACUCUCACGUGGUAUUCUGGUAAUGCACGUUAUUUGAUUCCUGAGUAUUUUUGAUGUGAAGCUAGUCGGGUGUCAACUUAUUAAAUAAAUGCACCCUCAAGUAUUUGUGUGGGCACACCUUAUUUCGCCUAGUCUAAUUUACAUUAAUAUUAAUUAAAACUAGUAAACUAUUAGGUGUGUUAACCGUUAACUUUGUAAAAUUAUUUAUAAUUUUCCUAAAUUUAAAAAUAAUGUGUGAAGAGUUAAGGUAAUAUGUAACAAUUGUAUAAAAGAUCUUGAAAUUAAAAAUUUAUACAAAAUACAUUGUAAAUUGUACAUUGAACAUAACAGUAGCUACUUGUGUUGUUAUAUCUUAUAACAAUAAGUAUUCAUUAACUAAGUAAACUAAAAUGAAUUAUCAGACAAAAGUCCUAAUCAUCUGUACCUAUUGAGUCCAUAUAUUUCCUAUAAAUAACUAUCAUAAGGGAUGUUUUAUUUAUUCACUAGCUGUGCCUUUGAUCUCUAUAUUCUUUAGGGGUAAAACAAUUAAGGGCUUACUACACAGAAAUAUUAUAGUCGGACCAGUACAAACGUACGAACUGAGCCUUAAACCAUAUUUAUUCAAACCUUCGUUUACAUGCACAGGCGUUUGAGGAAAGCGCUAGAAAAUCUAGAAAUGCGUGUAACAAUUAAAAAUAAAUUGACGUUACGAUAAGAAACUCGAUAACUGGUAAUGAAGAAUGAGGUCCAUGCGAGAGGUCUUAUCACAUACCGACCGUAACUUUACAAUUUAUAAAGCCAUCAUUCGCGCAGUUAGUACUUAAAAAUGGGCAUUUACUCUCCUAUUAAUAUGUACUAACUAUAAAUGCUCACUUUACAUUACGCCUUAUAACACCGGCCAGUACCUACCUUAAGACUAUAUAUGACUACUGACUCAGUUCACACGAUUUUAAGGUCCCAACUAUAAUUUGAAAACUUGUAUGUAACAGUGUGUACAGUACUUAACUGACAAGUCUUUAGCUAUUAUCAUGAUAUUAUGUAUAUUUGCAUUUAAAUGACGAUCAAAUUUUUCAUUGGAAUUAAUAAAUUAAUAUAUCAUUGUUGUUAGUGUUUUGAUGUUGAAUCCAGAUAUUGUGUCGUUGUUUUGACUUUUAUUCAUUUUUGUUUCUGUUUUCUUGGCUUGACCUAACUAAUAUUAAUAAUUUCGACUUGACUGGAGAACUAGUUGAUUUUUUAGCUGAAUUAAUUUAUUUUUAGUAAGUUCAUUAUAUUACUCUAUCUAUAUUUGUUUUGUGAACUAUGUAAAUAGAUGUCACUAACUGCUGUAUCUUAUUAUAUAAACUAUUUACCUGUUGUAUAUUGUGUUAUGAUUAUAAUUGACACAGUAUUAUGUAAGUGAAUUAUUUUGUGUUAUGAAAGUAGUAGCAAUAGAUUUUAUAUACAUAUUA
Molecule: messenger RNA, 3426 nt
Organism: Trichoplusia ni (cabbage looper)
Lineage: Eukaryota; Metazoa; Arthropoda; Insecta; Lepidoptera; Noctuidae
Product: solute carrier family 35 member F5
Exons: 10
Coding region: 279-1688 (469 amino acids)
Biological process (GO): regulation of peptide transport
Source: RefSeq, a predicted model, not a curated record